AUGGAUUGGUUCAAAACUAGUACCAGAAAUUAUGAGAGUUGGCUUCUUCUCUACACUCUCUCAGCCAUUUUCGCGAGCAUCUGGUGUGCAUGGCUGUGCAUGAAAAGGUCCCGCAACAAACUCCCACCUUUGCCCCCAGGCCCAUUGGGCUUGCCCUUACUCGGUAACCUUCUCUCUCUCGACCCAGAACUCCACUCCUACUUUGCCCGCCUGGCCCACACCUAUGGCCCAAUCUUCAAGCUCCGCCUCGGCGCCAUGACCUGCGUCGUCAUCAACUCCCCUUCCUCCGCCCGCGAAGUCCUCAAAGACCGUGACGUUACCUUCGCCAACCGUGACGUCCCCGUAGCGGCCCGGAUCGCCUUCUACGGAGGGGCCGACGUCGUGUGGACACCGCACGGGCCGGAGUGGCGGAUGCUGAGAAAGGUCUCCAUCCUGAAGAUGCUCGGCGGCGCCUCGCUGGACUCGUUCCAAUCGAUCCGCCAAAACCAGGUCCGAAAGACGGUUGGGUACUUGUACGGUCGGGCCGGGUCGCCCGUAAACAUGGGCGAGCAGAUCUUCCUGACGUCGCUUAACGUCAUCUCUAACAUGAUAUGUGGCGGCUGCAUCGCGGCGGAGGACGGGGAGGAGAGGGCCGGGCUCGGGGCGGAGUUUCGGAAAGUGGUGUCGGAGAUAACGGGGCUCAUAGGUCGGCCCAAUGUUUCGGAUUUUUUUCCGGGUUUGGGUCGGUUCGAUUUGCAGGGUAUAAAGAAGCAGAUGGAGGGGCUGGUCCGGAGGUUUGAUGGGAUAUUGGAGCAGAUGAUUGUUGGACGGCUGAAGAUGGAGGAGGAAGGCGCGAAAGAGAGUCAAGAUUUUUUGACUUCUUUGUUGAAAUUGAAAGAGGAGGGAGGAGAUUCCAAGACGCCUCUGACCAUGACUCACAUCAAAGCUCUGCUCAUGGAUAUGAUGCUUGGUGGGACUGACACGUCCUCCAACACAGCUGAGUUUGCAUUUGCUGAAACCAUGAGCAAUCCAACGGUGAUGGGAAAAGCCAAGCAAGAAUUGGACGAUGUAGUUGGCAAAGGCAACAUUGUACAAGAAACUCAUAUUUCCAAAUUACCAUACUUACAAGCUGUGAUGAAAGAAACUCUGCGCCUGCACCCACUCGCGCCACUUUUAAUCCCUCACUGCCCAAGUGAAACAUGCACAGUGGGCGGCUACACCAUUCCAAAGGGUUCUAGGGUUCUUGUUAAUGCAUGGGCUAUUCAUAGGGACCCUUCUAACUGGGAAGACCCAUUGGAUUUUGAUCCAGACAGGUUCUUGCAUGGAAAAUGGGACUAUAGUGGACGUGACUUCAACUAUUUACCAUUCGGGUCAGGCAGAAGAAUAUGUGUUGGGAUAGGAAUGGCUGAGAAGUUGGUGCUAUAUACACUUGCUACACUCUUGCAUUCCUUUGACUGGAAAUUGCCACAGGGGGAGGAGCUGGAUCUUUCAGAGAAGUUUGGGAUUGUGAUGAAGAAGAAGAUACCUCUGGUUCUCAUCCCAACUCCAAGGCUAUUGGAUCCAACACUCUAUGAGUAG
Molecule: messenger RNA, 1557 nt
Organism: Prunus armeniaca (apricot)
Lineage: Eukaryota; Viridiplantae; Streptophyta; Magnoliopsida; Rosales; Rosaceae
Source: the annotation of a GenBank genome assembly